This is a messenger RNA of Periophthalmus magnuspinnatus, 663 nucleotides long. RefSeq names its product fatty acid-binding protein, heart-like. NCBI's taxonomy places the organism in Eukaryota, Metazoa, Chordata, Actinopteri, Gobiiformes, Gobiidae. Gene Ontology annotation, molecular function: fatty acid binding. The coding region runs from base 74 to 478 and encodes 134 amino acids. The record is from RefSeq and is a predicted model, not a curated record. Gene Ontology annotation, biological process: fatty acid transport. Gene Ontology annotation, cellular component: nucleus; cytosol. The transcript is spliced from 4 exons.
GCGCUCACAGUGGGACAAAGUUUGGUCUAGUUGCUUUGCAGGUGUCUGAGGAGAACACGCCAAGGCUGCAAAGAUGGUCGAGCAGUUUGUUGGGACUUGGAAGAUGAUUGCCAGCGAGAACUUUGACGACUACAUGAAGGCAAUCGGUGUGGGAUUCGCAACUCGGCAGGUGGGCAAUCGGACCAAGCCUAAUUUGGUAGUAUCUGUGGACGACCAAGGAGUUGUGUGCAUGAAGUCCCAAAGCACGUUUAAAACUACUGAAGUCAAGUUCAAACUCAACGAAGAAUUUGAUGAAACCACUGCAGACGACAGGAAAACAAAGACUGUGAUGACACUGGAAAAUGGUAAGCUUAUCCAGAAACAGACCUGGGAUGGCAAAGAGACCAGUAUAGAGCGGGAGAUCACAGAUGGGAAAUUGAUAGCAAAAUGCAUUAUAGGAGACGUGGUGGCAGUGAGGACGUAUGUGAAGGACGCAUAAGACCCUUGGACACUCAUCCACUGAUGGAUGACGACAAGCUCAGUUCAAUGAGCCUAAAUUUACUUCAAAUUCUGCAGUUUCAUCCAUGUCCUUACUUGUGAAACACCUCCUUUACAACUGCCAUGCCCCUGUUUUCCAACUUGAAUGUGUUUGUGGUGAUUUGAAUAAAAAAAACUUUGAAUUUA